Penicillium nucicola is the source of this 828-nucleotide messenger RNA. RefSeq names its product putative TIM barrel metal-dependent hydrolase. Lineage: Eukaryota; Fungi; Ascomycota; Eurotiomycetes; Eurotiales; Aspergillaceae. The record is from RefSeq and is a predicted model, not a curated record. The transcript has a single exon. Bases 1 to 828 code for a protein of 275 amino acids. Gene Ontology annotation, molecular function: hydrolase activity.
AUGCAUGUCGUGGAACCAGACCGUUUCCCGGUCUCGCCAAACGCAGUAUACAAGCCAAAUCCGCAUUCGCUGGCCGAAGCCUGGGCCUUCGAGUCUGCACUAGGCAUCGAAAAUGUGGUCUUUGUGCAGCCUUCCAUUUAUGGAACGGACAAUUCAUGUCUGCUAGAUGCCCUACAAAAGACAGGUCCGUCUCGCGGCCGAGGCGUUGUGGUGGUUGAUCCUGCCACCGUUCAGCCUGAGACCGUGGAACGGUGGCAUUCCUUGGGGGUGCGUGGGCUGAGAGUCAAUCUUCAGUCGGUAGGGAAGGUGAUGGAUAAAACGGAGUUGGAGGAAACAUUGCUCCAGCAUGCCAAAAUUGCCCGACUUCAGGACUGGAUUAUUGAAAUAUAUCUGCCCCUCAAGAUGGUCUCAAUAGUCGAAUCGAUUCUCCCAACACUGGGCGUGCGUAUCUGCAUUGAUCAUUUUGGCAGCCCAGAGCUUUCAGCGCCGAGUCACAAUGCUUUGUCGUUCAACCCCUACGCCUUGGAGGGAUUUUCAUCAUUGAUCUCGCUCUUACGCGGCGGAAAGACCUAUGUCAAGGUUUCCGCUCCGUAUCGGCUCAGUCAAGAUCAUGAAAUGCGCGAUCUUCAGACGAUGGCACACGAGUUUCUUUCGGUGGCCCCAGACCGGGUCAUCUAUGCCACGGAUUGGCCACACACUCGUUUUUCUGGGGUUGAUAUCAGUCCCUUCACCGAAUGUUGCCUGAACCUUUGUGCAGCUACACCGGGCUUAGCUGACCGGCUAUUUCGCAAGAACACCGAGGAGAUGAUGGGGGUCACAUCUCAUUGA